CUAUACUUUUGACGGAUAUAUAAGAAGCUUCCAAAAAUAUCGAAACUAUGUCGGCGUCGGCAUAUCAUAAUAAACAGCGGAAAUCUGUGACUUCGGAAAUAUUCCGCCGGCUGUCGGGGAAAUCUGUUCUAGAGACGACAGGACCAGUGGAGAUGGACAAGCUACAGGCAAAUCAGGAGCAACGGUCGUCGGAACCCAGGCCACACAUGCUCAAGCGUUGGUUCGCCUCCGUCCCGGAAGCAGACCGCAAAUACAUGCCAGUGCCAAAGUCGUAUAGAAAAGCGCGAAACAAACCCGUGCAAAAAGGUUACAUCGCUCGUGCAUUGGAUGUAAUAUAUAAACGAGUUCCCAUCAUUGAGUUUUUGAAGACCUACGAGUUUAAAAAGAAUGCUUCUGCAGAUUUAGUAGCCGGCUUGGCUGCGACGGGUCUGCACUUUCCGCAAGGCCUUGCGUAUGCCAUUAUGGCGGGGCUACCCCCUGGGCUUGGAAUGGUCUCCACCAUUUUGCCCGUGCUGAUCUACAUGAUAUUUGGAUCCUCGCCUCACACUUCUAUUGGCACCAACGCCAUAGCGUCUAUUAUGAUUGGUGACAUGCUUCUUGAGCCAAGCCUAAAGGCUAGUAUGCUUGCCGCCUCGGUAGGCGGAAUGUCCGAUGUGCAUCUUGUUGUGAACAAUUCGUCUGAAACGUUAAAUGGCAUGAACGCAACCGCAGCUUCCUACACUUUGAGCCUAGAGUCUUCUAAAGGGUACAUGGAUCAAAGGAUUGCGCUUGUCUCCGGAGCAACAUUGUACAUUGGCAUAAUGUUCUUCUUGAUGGCUAUUUUCCGCAUGGGCUUCUUGGCGACAUACUUGUCACAGUCGUUUAUGAGCGGUUUCACGACGGGAGUAGCCGUGCACAUCUUCAGUAGCCAGAUAGCGUUAGCUCUCGGCUUGAAACUGCCGCCAAGCGAGGGCUUUGGAAAACUGGUGAAGUUGUAUUAUAAUGUAUUUGCACACAUUUCAUCUGUGCACGUUCCGGAUUUAUUGGUCUCCCUCAUAUGCGUGGCAAUUUUGAUUGCUGUCAAAAUAGGUAUCAACGAAAAAUUCAAAUUAAGAAUUCCUAUUCCAAUUGACUUCAUUUUACUUGUGGUGGUAACAAUUAUUUCCUAUUUUGCACAACUGCCUUCCAAAUUUGACGUGAAAUCGAUAGGAGUUGUUGAACUUGGUUUUCAUGCGCCUAUUAUGCCGGCCAUGUUUCCGGUCGGCCCAUUGCUGCUAUACGCUCUGCAAAUAGCUCUGGUCACCUUCUUCUUGAACAUCUCGGUGGUAAAAAUUCUCGCCAGACGGAACGGAUACGAAAUCAACGAGAACAUUGAGCUGAAUGCAUACGGAAUGUGUAACAUCCUUCCCGCUUUUUUUUCCAUUCUUCCUGCCAGUGUGGCGCCACCAAGAGCCUCUUUGCUGUCCGCUAUGGGAGCAAAAACAACCAUGAACGGUGUAUCCUACGUUCGUCAUAAUGCUUGCUUUGGUAUUUUACUUUGGUCAGUUUUUUGAAUCCUGUCCGAAAGCUGUGUUGGCAUCAAUGAUAAUGGUCGCUAUGAAAGAUUUGCUCAAACAGGUGACUUGCCUGCCAAAACUCUGGAAAGUUAAUAAAAAUGAUUUUACCAUCUGGAUAUUUGCAGCCAUCGCGUGUAUUUUUAUAGACAUUCCAUACGGACUCGCACUGGGCGUGCUCGUGUCCCUGCUGUCGGUGGUCAAUCAGAGCCAACGAGGCUGGGUUUCCAUCCUUGGUAAGUCUGACUCAGAGGACCUUUACAUGGACUCGGAGCUAUAUGGAUCCAUCCACGAGCUGCCGAGGAUCAAGAUUGUACGUAUGGAGGCUUCGCUGUACUUCGCCACGGCCGAACAGUUCCGGAAGAACAUAUACAAGAUAAUUGAGCAAGACACGGACAAUUAUGACGAUGACACAGAGGAAGACCCUGAAUCGGAACAAACAAACAUUGCGUUAACUGUUAUGAAUGCCGAUGACAAAGAAGAAGAAGUCAAAAUUGAUGGAGAAACACAGAAACUAAAAAAUGGUAACGCAGACCACGGGGACGAUGAUGCUUUGGCUGAUGAAUCCGACCAGUUCAGCACGAAGAUCCUUAUUAUAGAUUGCAUACCGUUUAAUUUCAUGGACGGUACCGGUCUGGAUAUGCUGAAGCUGGUCAUAUUUGAGCUGAAGUGUGUUAAUAUCGAGGUCUACCUUGCGAGGUGCUCUAAGUACAUGCUGCGGAUGCUGGAAGUGUCGGACGCUUACGACGGGUUACCGAGGGAACACGUUUUCAUUGACCUCCCAGACGCCGUGGAACAGGCUAGGAAAAUGGUUGAAGGGAAACGGUAUCGGCCACACCAUGUGCACCAUAUCGUUGAAAUGCACGAUGAAAAGCGCAAAAUGUCGCUGCGCCAGACUGACACUGAGUAUGACAUGUUCAUACACAGAAAAAGCAUUUUCAAUCCUCUGGCAUAACCAUUUCUUUUGGAGUGAUUUAGACACUCUGUUAUAUUAUGACAUGGUACGAACAACAGUAUACGUUAUUUGCACAUGCGUUUUGUUAAGUUUCAGUAAAGAAGUAAAUAAAAAAUGGCAACAAAAUCAAUUUGUAUAAGCGUAUACAUUUCUUGUAAAAUUGUAAAAUUAAGCUCUUAGUCUUAAUUAUCUAAGUGUGAAGAAAAUAUUUGAUACAUUUGUUUUAAAUAUACACAGUUACUUUAUAGUUAUUGUUUUUUAACCCUGGCGUUCAUUUUGUUUGGAUAAUUUACGUUUCUGAAUGUUUUCAUCAAUGUCAUCGAUUUUCCUAAUUGAUAGUGUCUAAUGAUAGGUUAACAUAGAUAGGAGUCAGGUUAAACAUAUCGUAUAAUAAAAGUGUUUUGAUUUCAUGUGUAGCAUGUUUUUCAUGAAAGGUUCUUCUUUAAAUAGUCAUUUGAUGGGAAUGUUUUUGUGAGGUCCGUUUAUGGCAUUUUGAACAACGUUUGAAUUUUAGAUAUUUUAAUGGAUUUCACAUUGUACAUAUUAAUUUUCACCUGAUAAAAUUCUGUAAAAUUACAAGUCAGUUUGCAAUGAAAGAAACAUUUGUUUCUUUUAUACUUUUUAUGAUUUCUCAUUAUGGCUAACAAAACAUUUCUUUUGAUUGACUAGUUUUAUACAAUACAAUCACGGGACUUCUCUAUGCAUCGUGCUUGUGAUUUUUUCCCCCUUUACACUCAGAUUCAAUGAAAAAAAAUGUAAAUACUAAAACUAAAAUAACACCAAUUACAAUUAUUUAAGAAAAUGGUAAAUAUCAGCUUUGAGAAAAAUUCGGUAUUUGUUGUAUUUUAAAAUCUUUUUUUUAACAGUUUUUUUUUUGCGAACAACUGUUUUAUGACUUUGCAGUGUAAACAUAUACGUGUAUUGUUUUGUUAUCACUAUUAAAUAUUUUAUCUUUUUUAUGUUAUUCGGAACGCUAAUAUACACAUUGGUUAGAAUAAAUUCAUAACAUUUCUUUUUCAUUUAAAUGUUUUGAGAAUUCUUUUUUUUUAAAUGUGCAGAAUUUUAUUAAUUACGUAUAAUAUUGCAUACAUACAUACGUAGAAUAGUGUGUACAUUCAUACAAAGUAUUAUGAAUUUUAUAAUAAAAACAAAGUAUUUCAUAUAGCUUUUUUGAUGCGUACAUAAAUGUAAUAAUUAAACUUGCAGUAAAAUCAACAUACAUUCAUAUAAUCUUAUAUUUGUGUUAUAGUUCAAGUAUUGUACAACAUCAAAAUAAAACACAACAACACAACACAAGCUUGUACAAUACAAACUAUAUUAAUGUUGAAUAUAAGUAUGUAUAUCCUUUAACAUAAAAUAUUGCAUAUAAGAAAGUUAAAUAGUAAGUGCUGAAUUGCAUUGCAUACGGAAAACUGAUAAUGUGAAGAGAAUUCGAUUUCAUCGAAUUAGCCAGAAAUAACACGGUUAUAUUGAUAUUUUCAGUACUUGAUGAGAAACUAUCAGAUUAUCGAUAUUUGUCAAUUUGUUACGAAAAUCAAUACAGUAGAUAAAUGUUAUUACAUGAAUUGACAUGAACACGUUAUAUAGUUUGUUUUCCUUUUUGCUACUUUCAAACAAUUAUUAUUUUAAAAUAGAAUCUUGAUAAUGUUUUGUUGACGAAGUGUAAGAUGAUAUUUCAAAUGAAUAUUG
Messenger RNA from Dreissena polymorpha, 4176 nucleotides. Its product is annotated as sulfate transporter-like. The transcript has 2 exons. Gene Ontology annotation, biological process: transmembrane transport. NCBI's taxonomy places the organism in Eukaryota, Metazoa, Mollusca, Bivalvia, Myida, Dreissenidae. Gene Ontology annotation, cellular component: membrane. The record is from RefSeq and is a predicted model, not a curated record. Gene Ontology annotation, molecular function: chloride transmembrane transporter activity; sulfate transmembrane transporter activity; oxalate transmembrane transporter activity. Bases 1495 to 2487 code for a protein of 330 amino acids.